Molecule: messenger RNA, 6820 nt
Organism: Hydractinia symbiolongicarpus
Lineage: Eukaryota; Metazoa; Cnidaria; Hydrozoa; Anthoathecata; Hydractiniidae
Product: dihydropyrimidine dehydrogenase [NADP(+)]-like
Exons: 22
Coding region: 319-3387 (1022 amino acids)
Biological process (GO): thymine catabolic process; uracil catabolic process; 'de novo' pyrimidine nucleobase biosynthetic process
Cellular component (GO): cytoplasm; cytosol
Molecular function (GO): NADP binding; dihydropyrimidine dehydrogenase (NADP+) activity; iron-sulfur cluster binding
Source: RefSeq, a predicted model, not a curated record
GUCAACCUGAAGGAGUUUUUUUAACAUUCUCUUGGUCGGUUUUUCUUUUUAGCUUGUAAAAUAAUCUAAGCAGAAGUGAGAAUUUUGAUCUUAUAAUAUUAAUUACAUGGUGAUCAACUAAUCAAUUUGGAAUAAAUUGUAGUAACGGGCUCGCCCGACCCACGGACUUUUGUUUACAUAACACAUCCUAAUAACCACGUGAGCACAGUGUUAUUGCAAAUUUUUGGGGCAGACAGAGGGAGAGAAGUAACUUGGAUAAACAAAACAAAGCGUAGCAGCAAGAAAAUUAUUGAAUAUUGUGUGGGUCACAAGUCUAGUAUGGCUUUGUCCAAACAUGUUCAAGACAUAGAGAAUCUUUUGCAACUCAAUCCAAAAAUAGUAACAAAAGCGAAUUACGUUUCAACGCAAACAACAAAAAAGAACAGAAAAUAUUGGAAAAGAAAUGAUGAUCACGCUUGUAACGACUGUGAAGACUUAACGAAAAAUUUUGAUGAUAUUAAACACACAACACUAAGUGAGCGAGCGGCUCUAAAGGAGGCUUCCAGAUGCUUAAAAUGUGCAGAUGCACCAUGCCAGAAAAGUUGUCCAACUCAGCUUGAUAUUAAAAGUUUUAUUACAAGUAUAUCAAAUAAAAAUUACUAUGGUGCAUCCAAAGCAAUCUUCAGUGACAACCCACUUGGUUUAACUUGCGGCAUGGUAUGUCCAACAAGUGACCUGUGUGUAGGUGGUUGCAACUUAUACGCAUCAGAAGAAGGACCAAUUAACAUUGGUGGUUUGCAGCAGUUUGCUACUGAGGUGUUCAAGAAGAUGAAAAUUCCACAAAUAAGAGAUCCAAAUCUAACUCCAAUCGAUCAACUUCCUGAAUCUUACAAAGCAAAGAUUGCUUUGCUUGGAUGUGGUCCAGCCUCAAUAAGUUGUGCUACGUUCUUGGCACGACUUGGUUAUUCAGAUAUUACAAUAUUUGAAAAAGAAAAGUAUCAAGGUGGACUCAGUUCAGCCGAAAUCCCACAGUAUCGAUUGCCUUAUGAUGUUGUCAAUUUUGAAAUUGAACAGAUGAAAGAUUUAGGUGUGAAAAUUAUACAUGAGAAGCCUCUACAUAAAGAGGGUGUGUCUGUUAAAUCUCUUCGUGAGGAUGGAUACAAAGCAAUAUUUGUUGGAAUAGGUUUGCCACAACCGAAAGUUGCUCCCCAAUUUCAAGAUCUCAGUGUAAGAAAUGGUUUUUACACUUCAAAGGAUUUUCUUCCGCUUGUUUCAAUGGCAAGUAAAGCUGGUGUGUGUGGAUGCAAGUCACAACUUCCGCAACUCUAUGGCAAUGUCAUUGUAUUGGGUGCAGGAGAUACCGCUUUUGAUUGCUGCACAUCUGCUCUCCGUUGUGGUGCUCGUAGAGUCACUGUUAUCUUUCGUAAAGGUUUUACUAACAUUAGAGCAGUGCCAGAAGAAAUGGAAUUGGCACGCGAAGAGCGAUGUGAAUUUUUGCCAUUCAUGUCUCCAAAAAAAGUUCAUAUGAAAGGAGAUCGGGUUUUUGCUAUGGAGUUUCACAAAACUGAGCAGCUUGAAGACGGUACUUGGAUUGAAGAUGCUGAACAGAGCAUGAAAAUCAAAGCCGACUUCAUUAUCUCUGCAUUCGGUUCAACUCUUUCUGAUCCUGAUGUCAUUGCUGCACUCUCUCCAUUAAAAAUGAAUCGUUGGGGCUUACCUGAUAUAAACCCUGAGACGAUGGAGAGCAGCGAAGCUGAUGUGUUCUGUGGAGGAGAUAUUGGAGGUGUGGCAAACACAACGGUGGAGUCUGUAAAUGAUGGAAAGCAUGCGUCAUGGUCAAUACAUCGUCACUUGCAGAAAAUUGCAAAAGUUGACAUACCAGCUGAACCUAGCCUCCCAUUAUUUUGCACCCCUAUUGAUACAGUUGAUCUCAGUGUUGACGUCUGUGGAUUAAAAUUCCCAAAUCCGUUCGGUCUGGCUUCUGCACCACCAACCACAAGCGCAGCUAUGAUGAGACGUGCAUAUGAAGCUGGAUGGGGGUUCGGGUUAACAAAAACAUUUGUAUUGGACAAGGAUUAUAUCACUAACGUUUCACCUCGUAUUGUUCGGGGAAGUACUUCAGGACAUAUGUAUGGACCUGGUCAAGGCUCGUUUCUAAAUAUAGAAUUAGUUAGUGAGAAAUCUGCAGCGUACUGGUGUCAAUGCAUAACAGAACUUGUGAAAGACUUUCCUAACCAGAUUCUGAUUGCUAGCAUUAUGUGUGGGUAUUCAAAAGAAGAUUGGACCGAGCUAGCUCAAAUGACUGAAAAGACAGGAGCGCAUGCGUUGGAAUUGAAUUUGUCCUGCCCACACGGUAUGGGGGAGAAGGGGAUGGGUUUGGCGUGUGGUCAAGAUGCUUCGUUGGUUCGAAAUAUUUGCAAAUGGGUUCGCGCUGCUGUCAAGAUACCAUUUUUUGCAAAGCUUACUCCCAAUGUUACAAACAUUGUCGACAUUGCCACAGCUGCGAAAGAGGGAGGAGCUGAUGGUGUUACAGCAACAAACACUGUCUCAGGCUUGAUGCACUUGAACGUCGAUGGUUCUCCAUGGCCUGGGGUAGGCAAAAGUAAGCGAACAACCUAUGGUGGUGUCUCUGGAAAUGCCAUUCGACCAAUCGCAUUGAGAGCUGUUUCUGCUGUUGCUCGUGCAUUGCCAGGCUUUCCGAUUCUUGCAACUGGUGGGAUUGACUCAGCUGAUUCGGCGCUGCAGUUUUUACAUGCUGGUGCUUCUGUUGUUCAGAUUUGCAGUGCAGUACAAAAUCAAGACUUCACUCUCAUCUCUGAUUACACGACUGGAUUGCAGUGUUUACUUUACAUGUCGUCUUGUGAUGAGUUCUCUGGAUGGAAUGGUCAGAGUGAACCCACGGCUAGACAUCAAAAGGGAAAACCAGUACCAAAAAUUAAUGACAUUGUUGGAAAGGGUUUGCCACAUUUUGGUGAAUUCAAACGAAAGCGAAAAGAACUUAUUGCGGAAAAUAAGAAAAACAGCGAUUUACUUGCAAACGAGUUGAUGCCACAGGAAGUACGGCCAGGUGUGGUGCCUAAGAAAGAAAUUCCAAAAGUUCAGGAUGUAAUCGGGCGUGCAUUAAAACAUAUUGGAACGUAUGGCGAUUUGACGCAUAAAGAGCAAGUUGUCGCUUUGAUUGACGAAGAGAUGUGCAUCAAUUGUGGCAAGUGUUACAUGACGUGCAACGAUUCAGGUUACCAAGCCAUCACAUUCGAUCCGGAUACUCACUUACCGCACAUUACUGACGACUGCACUGGCUGCACUUUGUGUGUGAGCGUGUGUCCAAUCAUUGAUUGCAUAACGAUGGUGGAGAGACCUGAUCCUUAUAAUCCGAAUCGUGGAAUAUCACUAAAACUGAAUGUUUAAUUUUGAAAGCAUCGCCUUUAUGUAACCUCCAUAUAAUCGACCAAAUGUAACAUCCAUAUAAUCCACCAAUUAUUAUAGAUAUGUACACUCAUAAUUUAGGGAAAUGUAAUAAAUUGAUAUAUAUAUUCAAAGUGUUUUGUUUUGGUUCAUAGAAGUUGUAUACGUUAUAAUAAAGCUUGAUUAUUUUUUAUAAUUUCUUCAAGUUCCUAAUUAUUUUACUUCCAAUAAGGAUGAUUCUAAUACUUUGGAAUGCAGUGGAUAAAUUAGACUUUUUUUGUACCAUGACAUAUGCUUAACCUAGAUUUUUAUUACCAUUCCUUUUUUUAAAAAGUUUGCACUUCUAAGAUUUGAUUCAAAGUUCACAGUAUAAACGUCUUUUUUUUUAUAAGAAACACCAUUUCGAGUUCAGCCUCAAUAUUAGAUUGAAAGCAAGUCUCCUGAAAAUUUGCGGUGUGAUACUCCUUUAAAAUGAUUUUCAACACAAGACCUGUUAAUCUGUUCAUAAACCUUUUUAAUUUUUGUUAGCAGUUGACUUUUAACCUAUAAUCUCAGUCUCAGAUUAAAAUAUAUGGUAUGUUACAUAUAAAUACGUUCUGUUUUGGUAUUUACAGUGAUUUUUUCCGUAUUUAUUCUCACCAACCUCUUCACUGCGAUUUCAACUAAGAAAUAUGUCUUGAUUACUUUUUUUUAUUUACGCGCCAUUUUAGUCUCGAUUAUUAUUUUUUGGCAUAACUGUUGUGAUUUUGUUGUGAUUUUUUUAUAGUUUACAAAAUAUGGUUUGAUACACAAUUCAAAUUACACUACUUUGUUUAGUGAAAAUGAACUUCUAGAAGAUGCUCUCACAAGUUUUGCCAACCUCCUCCCUAAACUAUUUUACUGUUCCUGGCAAUUUAAAUUUGCAUAUCCACGUACACCUGGAAAAUAAAAUCAUUGCCUUAAGACGGGUAUUUUUUUGACCGAUUUGAUGGAAUUAUGUUUUAUUCGUUAUUAAAAAACAUUUUUAUUAGUCAACCAAAAACACGUGUUAAACAUCAUGUUUUGCGAGUAUUUUUAAACAAACAUCAGAAAAAAUUAAAUUUUUAUAUCGAAUUUUCCAUCUGUAAUUUUUCUUAGGCUUUUUACAUUCAGGCGGAAUCUAACUUUGUACCCAUGGCCCUUCCUCUUUAUAUCGGAGACAAUGCGAGGUCUUAAGGAUUAGGUUGACUAGAUGUACAUGAAAACUUAAAACUAAUCAUAAAAUCUCUUACCCAGUCCACACAUCCUAUUAAUAACACUUAUGAAGCUAAAAGGUAUGGAAACAAGGUUGAAAACGAACACUUAAUUAUUCAUUAAUUACGAAAUUUGGAUUUUUUUAUUUUGACGCGUUUCCGAGGAAGACAUCUGUUGAAAAUAAAGUGAUCAAGUGUGCUUCUCUCCACCGCCGCUGUUUUUUCCGAAUAUAAAUUUUUCAUCAGAAUCUCUUUAUUAUUUGCAUGUAAUUUACUUACUUGGGUUGUUGAUUACAUGAAGGAUGUGUAUCGCUAAGAACUGCUUUUGCGAGGAUUUAAAUUUGUGCGUUUUAAGUUCGCGCACCCAUAUUAAAUAUAUUUGCGCCGUCAUAAAAUGGAGUACAUUGUUGUCAUUGGACGUUACACAUCAACAGCUUCAUUUGCUGGUAUUAACACCUUGAAUAAUUUGACUUCUGUUUGAAUGUAAUGCGGACUGGGUUAUUGAGAAUUGACUUGUUUGUAACUUGUGAAUAUGUUCAAACAGGUAGUCAGUGUAAAUAGUACUGAGUGUACCCAGUGCAUAUAAAUUUUAAAUUGAACUUGUUUGAAGUUGAUUUGACAAAUGUUAUAAAAUUGACUUUGAUCAUAAAUGUACUCUUGUUUUCAUGGGAGGGUCGAUUUUCAAAAAAUAAGUUAUUUCAGCUCGUUCACCAUCUUUCGUCGCAAUAGAUUUGUGGAUUUAUGCACCUUUGAACUCAUCGUAGUUAACGCACACACACACUUGUUGUGUGUCUUUGUUUUACCUUCUUUAUUUAUAUUACAGAAUAUCCAAAAUAAAGUUGACUUAUAUAGAAAAAAAAAAAUUUUGGAUCUUUUUAUGUUAAAAAUUAUUCACAUUUUUAAAAUAUGCACAUCAAGCAAUCUCGACCCGAGGUGUCUUUUUGACACGGGGACGUAUUGCCGUCCCGAAUGUCAGAAAGAUACAAGAUACCCUGGGUAAGAGGUUGCACAUCCAGGGGCGGACAAAAAAAUAACGUUACGCUAAUUCAAAUACACUGAGGUAGCAGUAAGUUUACCAUCCUCUACGAUGGAGCUCAUCUGUGAGUUUAAAUGGAGGAUCUCUAUGAUUGCUAUCCUGUGAAAACAAAAGAAAUUGAAGAAAGAACAUGAGAUAAUUUCAACACAAAGAACGAUAAGAACUUUCUUUUCAGUAUAUGAUCAAUCCGAUAUUGGGAAAAAAAGACGAACACCCCUAUGUAGGGUCUGAAUUUUUUGAUACGAAACGCAGACGAAGAUGACGAAGAAACUUCAAAAUGGCGCAUAUGUUGAUCGACGACUGUUUCAGUCCAGCACAUGCUUCGCACGAUAAAAAACGCACGACUCGAUUCUACGGUAUUAAGUUUAUCGAAUCGAAAAUGAACGAUAACAAGCAUUCUAAGUCACCAUCAUGUGGUCAAAUCACCUUGCUAAACCCACGACAAUACUUUCGUGAGGUGUAUGGUCCUUUCCUUUGUACAUUACUAGUAACAUCCGUUUUAACCAUAAUAUUAGGCGCAUCACUAGCUUUGGCAGGUUAUUAUGUACCUCGCUUAACAAUCGAGUCCUUGAUGGAAGAGAAAAUAACUGAAGAAGAAGCUAUAGUUACAGUUCUAGCCCAUGAUAAAACAAUCCACGGUUUACGUGUUGCCGGGGUGGUAUUGUUAACUGUCGGAUGUAUCGGUUUGUUGGUGCUUAUAUUGACUCCGCUGAUAUUUCUCCACCGCAGUGAUUAUCACGCUUUGCCUUCAAGUACUCCUACGUCGCAUGCUCGUGUUACCAACAAUAACAAAGCAUCUAAUAGAACGGAUCCUAAGUUACAUUACACGGUAAUCAAGCAACAUAUACAACCACGAAAGCAAUCUAGACCUUCCAAGAAGUUUCAUCACCAUCAUCGACCUAGUUAUGACCAAGGUUUCUUAUCUCCGGAGCUUAAUAGGGGUCCAAUUUUUGUUAGCGAUGAAACACGUAGAAUAGGCGAUCACAAACAGGGAAGAUUUGAUAUCGAUGUUAAGCUCAAAUCAGACAUGCUAGAGCGAGAUCGUUCCGCAAGUUACACAAAAGGCUUAGAGCCAGAUUUCACUAGAACUCCAGUAAAGGCAGGAAGUUUUCAUUGCUUGCAUUGAACUCAGUUUCUUCUCCAUGUAACAUCAUCUUUAUUCUCCACUUGAUAUUACCAGUUUGCUGUA